Messenger RNA from Candidula unifasciata, 3150 nucleotides. The record is from the annotation of a GenBank genome assembly. NCBI's taxonomy places the organism in Eukaryota, Metazoa, Mollusca, Gastropoda, Stylommatophora, Geomitridae.
AUGGGUCUUAAACAGCAUAGCCACAAGUGCAGGCGCCUCUCUCUGCAGAAGAGUGCAGAAACUGCAUUAUUAACAUUUUUCAUAUUAAUCACGUGUCCAGUUACUCACGUUGAAGCACAGCUUCCCAGCAGCUACUCCAACCUGCGCUGCUUCAGGUCAGUCAACAUCACUGGACCCUGUGUCCCUCUCACAUCCAGGUUGUGCUUGAGUUCCACACUUCCGUUCUCCCACACAUCUACGAGCCUGGCCGGGGAUUCGCAGACAUUGGACGAUGUUUAUGAGAAACUACGGUUGUGGAGCGGAUUACAAAAUAUUCCUCAGUGCUGGUCUGUCGUGCAGCCAUUUCUGUGUUCUGUUUAUUUGCCAAGAUGUUUAAUUCCCCCCCCCCCCUACAAAUGUUUAAUAUCCAUUCAAAUUAACACAGAUUCACCUGACUUUAAAUAUAGACUACACACAACCGGCCGAUGUGAGCCACCCCUUGUGCGGACUGAUGACCCAGGUAGCUGGUAUAAUGGAGUGGAUGGCUGUGGUGUACCCUGCGAUAACCCACUGUUCACUCCAGAGCAGCACAGAGAGGUCCACAAUUUUGUGGCAGUCUUUGGGUCCCUAUGUUUGGUGUGCACCCUUUUCACUGUGCUGACCUUCAUCAUCGACUGGAAGAAUGCCAACCGCUACCCCUCCUUGAUCCUCUUCUUCAUCAAUGCCUGCUUUUUCCUGGGUAGCAUUGGCUGGCUAUCACAGUUUGUGGGCAACGCUAGGAAAGAUAUUGUGUGCAGGAGAGAUGGCACUGUGAGGAGGGGAGAGCCACAUUUAGGGUCUAAUGAAAGCAUCUCCUGCACUGUUGUCUUUGUGAUUGUCUAUUACUUCUUGGUGGCUGGUGUCUCCUGGUUUGUCAUGCUAGCCUUUGCUUGGUACUUGACCUUCACUGCCCUGGGUACACCAAGAGAUGCUCUCAAGUCCAAAACUGCUUACUUUCAUCUCAUCAGCUGGUGCUUGCCACUAGUUCUCACCAUCAUUUGUUUGGCAAUAUCAGAGAUUGAUGGGGAUUCAGUGAGUGGUAUCUGCUUUGUGGGUGUAUUCAACCAUGGCAUUAGAGCCCUGUUUGUACUCGUGCCAGUUGGGUUGGUAAUUGUAAUCGGAACAUUCUUCUUAUUGAGGGGUGUGAACACACUAAUCAAGAUAAAGAAAGACGCUCCAGCCUUCAUCCCCGAGAAAACAUUUUCUAAGAUCAGGGAUACAAUUCUUCGUCUAGGUAUCUUCACUGCUGUGGCCUUGAUAUUCGUCUUCAUCACUUUUGCAGUGCAUGUUUACAUUUUUGCUAACGAAAGCCGGUGGAAAGCCAGCUUCCGGGAUUACAUGUACUGUAUAGCCAAUGUCUCUGUCACAGCCACUAGUGGAGAUGCUCGCUCCGUGUGCGUGAUUGAAGACCGGCCUAGUUUAAUUGCCAUGGAGAUACAUAUCUUUGCCUUCUUUGGGGCCGGGAUUGCUAUGAGCUCCUGGUCAUGGACUCAUGCUUCAUUUUCUGCAUGGGAAAGGUUCUUUAGAUGGAUUUUCCACAAGCCAUCCAACAAGCCAGUCAAAUUAAAGCGCCAUCGUAUGAUUGCACAAGCUUUUGAGAAAAGGAAGGAAAUCAACCAGGGUCGGGUUUCUAUCAGCUAUCGUAGCUCCCAUGAUGAUCCUCUGGGCAUGAAAUUUGAUUUGAACAGUGGCAGUGACGAUGAGCUGUCAUCUAAUUUUGCUAUGGCCAUGCCGAAGUUGGUAUGUCGGAGAGGUGGCCUUAUUUAUCCUGGAGCCGGGAUGGGCCGUCGAUAUUCAGAUUCAGAUAUUGCCUCAGUGGUAUCCACUCGAAGGGUUUCUUUGGAGUCCCAGCUGAUGGAAUUCCGGGAGCAGCAGUUCUAUUUCAUUGAUCAUAACAACUCGCCCAUUGAUGGCCGGGGACGUGGCAGAAAGAAGAUGAAGAAAAAGAAAAGGAACAGGUUGAACAGAAUCAGACAAAAUGUAGGUCCAGUGUUCUCCGGAAUGAGACUAGGAGGUGGCCGAUUUGGUAAACACCGGAAAGGAAGUGAUUCUUCGGUGAUGAGUCAGAUGUCGGCUCAAAGCGUUCGGUUCUCAGUAGAGAGAAAUAGUAUUGAAACCACAUCACUAGCGUCAAAUAUUCCUGCAGAUAUUGUUCUACCAGCUGUAACCAGGAGAAGUGCCAAUGAUGGGCCAUUGACGAAAACUUCUUCUAGAAUUGUGCCAUAUUUAGAUUUGAGCCCAAGCAAGAAAGCAACUGAUUUUUCCAUCUUUAGUGCCAAAAGCAGCAGUGUUCACUCAGGGAUGGGUGCAGCAGACGGCCAAGGGGGUGUAGCAGAGACAAGUAUUGGGAUGGAAUCUCAUCCUAGUUUGCCCGGAGCACCUGAAGAAUCUCACCCUGAGAUGGUGUCUCCACAAAAGCAUCACAGUCAGCAGCAGAAGCAUCAUUUUUAUCCGUUUCAUCCUCCGAAGAAUGAAGCUUACACUCAGCCAAAUGGACAUCCAUCAUCAUCCCAUCAUCAACAACAACAGCAGAAAAGAAUGUCUUCAAAAACUAAACAGCAGACGCAGAGAGUCACGGUGGAAACUCAUUUAGAGGAAGGCAUUCUUCCACUGCACGCUUUAAUGGCUGACAUUUCCGGUGGAAACUGGGGUGUGCUUCUAGGCAAAAGCGGAUCCAGUUCAGGAUCCGAUGCAGGUGGCAGAGCAGGUGGACAUAGCGCCUACAUGGGCGGUGGGAAUGCAUACACGAGAACUGUUAGUCCUUUCAUAAACAUACCACAGAUGUCACAUAUGGGUGGGUAUAACCCUUAUAUGGCUGGAGCCACACAGGGGAAUUACCCAUACAUGAAUGGUAUAGGGGAUCCAUAUAUGAAUGGUUUAGCAGAUCCAGGGCCUUACAUGGGAGUGACCAGUAUGCAAAUGGCAGGGGCUAAACCCAAAGUCAAAGGUCAGUGGGGGCACUUCCCAUACUAUGCCUCAGAUCAGUACAAGCCUUCUUACAGUGAACGAAAUCAGGAAAGGAGGAUGGAUAGGGAAAGACGAAGAGAGCGGGAGAUGAGAAGGCCUAAUCAGGCAUUUUUCAAUCAUACUUUUCAUGUUCAGGAUGAUGAUAUUGAAUCAAUCUCAGCCUAA